GCGCCUGCCCCGCCAGACAAAGUGGCGAGCUGCGACGUGACCGGCCGGUCGUGUAGGUGCAGCAGCCAACGAGCCCGGCGGCGGGCAAGGGACACGAGCAGGACCCCCGGUUCCGAGUAACUGCGGCCCGCGCCGCCGCGUCACGCUUACUCUGGGCGCCGCGAGACACACAUAACGAUACUAGAUUUGCACUGCAUCUUGGAAUUCAUCUACACUUAAAAUGCCACCUGCAAUUGGAGGACCAGUGGGAUACACCCCCCCAGAUGGAGGCUGGGGGUGGGCAGUGGUAGUUGGAGCGUUCAUUUCUAUUGGCUUCUCCUAUGCAUUUCCCAAAUCCAUCACUGUCUUCUUUAAAGAGAUUGAGGUUAUAUUCAGUGCAACAACCAGUGAAGUGUCGUGGAUAUCAUCGAUCAUGCUGGCUGUCAUGUACGCUGGAGGUCCUAUCAGCAGUAUCUUGGUGAAUAAAUAUGGCAGCCGUCCAGUAAUGAUCGCUGGUGGGUGCCUGUCUGGUUGUGGCUUGAUCGCAGCUUCUUUCUGUAACACAGUACAGGAACUUUACUUGUGCAUUGGUGUUAUUGGAGGUCUUGGGCUUGCUUUCAACUUGAACCCAGCUCUGACUAUGAUUGGCAAGUAUUUCUACAAGAAGCGACCAUUGGCCAACGGACUGGCUAUGGCAGGCAGCCCUGUCUUCCUCUCUACCCUGGCUCCACUUAAUCAGGCUUUCUUUGGUAUUUUUGGCUGGAGAGGAAGCUUCCUGAUCCUUGGGGGCCUCCUCCUAAACUGUUGUGUAGCUGGGUCCCUGAUGAGGCCAAUAGGGCCUGAGCAGGGCAAGGUGGAGAAACUCAAGUCCAAAGAAUCUCUGCAGGAAGCUGGGAAGUCUGACGCGAAUACAGAUCUCAUUGGAGGAGGCCCCAAGGGAGAAAAGCUGUCAAUCUUCCAAACAAUUAAUAAAUUCCUGGACUUGUCCCUGUUUACCCAUAGAGGCUUUUUGCUGUACCUGUCUGGAAAUGUGGUCAUGUUUUUUGGACUCUUUACCCCUUUGGUCUUUCUCAGUAAUUAUGGUAAGAGUAAGCAUUUUUCCAGUGAGAAGUCAGCCUUCCUCCUUUCCAUUUUGGCUUUUGUUGAUAUGGUAGCCAGACCGUCCAUGGGACUUGCAGCCAACACCAAGUGGAUCAGACCUCGGAUCCAGUACUUUUUUGCUGCUUCUGUUGUUGCAAAUGGAGUGUGCCAUUUGCUGGCACCUUUGUCUACAACCUACAUUGGUUUCUGUGUCUACGCGGGAAUCUUUGGAUUUGCCUUUGGUUGGCUUAGCUCCGUAUUAUUUGAAACAUUGAUGGACCUCGUUGGACCCCAGAGAUUCUCCAGUGCUGUGGGCUUGGUGACCAUUGUGGAGUGCUGUCCUGUCCUCCUCGGGCCGCCACUUUUAGGCCGCCUCAAUGACAUGUAUGGAGACUACAAAUACACGUACUGGGCUUGCGGCGUGAUCCUCAUCAUCGCUGGAGUCUAUCUCUUCAUCGGCAUGGGCAUCAAUUAUCGACUUGUGGCCAAAGAACAGAAAGCGGAAGAGAAGCAGAAAAGGGAAGGUGAAGAGACCAGCACCGAUGUUGAUGAGAAGCCAAAGGAGACAAUGAAAGCGGCACAGUCGCCACAGCAGAACAACUCCGCGGACCCUGCCGAGGAGGAGAGUCCAGUCUGACACCUGAAGAGAGCAGCGUGUGACCCAAGACAUCCGAACCCAUUCUGCUGGCCUCUAGUCUACCAGUGGUGCUCAGUGCAGACAGUGGACAUUUGUGUGGAAAACCUGCCAGGUGUUCAUUGGUGGGAUUUUUUUUUUUU
Apodemus sylvaticus (European woodmouse) is the source of this 1836-nucleotide messenger RNA. RefSeq names its product solute carrier family 16 member 1 (gene Slc16a1). Gene Ontology annotation, biological process: transmembrane transport; monocarboxylic acid transport. The coding region runs from base 221 to 1696 and encodes 491 amino acids. The transcript has 5 exons. NCBI's taxonomy places the organism in Eukaryota, Metazoa, Chordata, Mammalia, Rodentia, Muridae. Gene Ontology annotation, cellular component: membrane. Gene Ontology annotation, molecular function: monocarboxylic acid transmembrane transporter activity. The record is from RefSeq and is a predicted model, not a curated record.